Pyricularia grisea is the source of this 255-nucleotide messenger RNA. RefSeq lists its product as uncharacterized. Bases 1 to 255 code for a protein of 84 amino acids. The transcript is spliced from 2 exons. The record is from RefSeq and is a predicted model, not a curated record. NCBI's taxonomy places the organism in Eukaryota, Fungi, Ascomycota, Sordariomycetes, Magnaporthales, Pyriculariaceae.
AUGGCGCCGUUGGUCUCGGCAAAUUUGCGAAUGUCUUUCGAUAGCAAACGGCCAGAUGACCCGGGCUCUACGACUUCAAAGGUCGCCAUGUCGCAGAGGAGGCCCAGGUUCUUUGGGAAGGAUGUGAUGAUCCUACCAUUGAACCUGGACCCGGGGCCGGAGACGGAUAUGAAGCCGGUGCUGAAGUUGGAGUUACAGGUGGCUUUUUUGGAGGACGACUGUGCUUUAUCGAUGUUGUAUCAGUUUGAGAUUUAG